Dendrobium catenatum is the source of this 766-nucleotide messenger RNA. Its product is annotated as cytochrome b5. The coding region runs from base 189 to 614 and encodes 141 amino acids. Gene Ontology annotation, molecular function: heme binding. The record is from RefSeq and is a predicted model, not a curated record. The transcript has 3 exons. Gene Ontology annotation, cellular component: membrane; intracellular membrane-bounded organelle. Lineage: Eukaryota; Viridiplantae; Streptophyta; Magnoliopsida; Asparagales; Orchidaceae.
GACCAAGUCUCAACGAAGCUCGAACCCCGGACUUUCUCCUAUUCCUCUUAUUAACCUCUUUCCCCAACCUGCUAGUACCGAGAGGCCUCCUUUGUAUUUCAGUCGUUCUCUACCUCGUUUGCUCUUCCUGUUGUGAUCUCAGAUUUCGUUGACCUUACUCUCUCUUCUCUGAAUCUAAAGAAGAGAAGAUGUCGGCUUCAAAGACGUUCUCUUUCUCUGAGAUCUCGACCCACACAUCCAAGGAUGAUUGCUGGCUGAUAAUCCACGGCAAGGUUUAUAAUGUCACCGAUUUCUUAGAGGAUCAUCCAGGAGGAGAUGAUGUUCUUCUUCAGGCCGCAGCUAACGGUGAUGCCACCCAGUCAUUUGAGGAUGUGGGUCACAGUUCCACUGCAACAAGUAUGAUGGAAGGAUUCCUGAUUGGUUCCAUUCAUGUCGACGAGCUCCCAAAUGAAAACCAGGCUAGAGCUACAGAUCCAUUUUUUGCUAAUAAGCCUCAGGAGAUGAAACAGGCUACUUCUUCCACCAGUUUCAUGGAUAUCCUCCUUCCUUUGCUUAUCUUGGCCUUAGCCUUCGCUGCUUGGUAUUACCUUACAUACAUUAAUGUCAAUGCUUGAAUGAAUCAUCUAUCUUACUGUAUUUGUUUUAUAAUUAAUGGAUUGUUCCACUUGUUCUGUUUUAAGAAUUGUGUCCGUCCUACUUGUAAAAGGUGAAUCCUUCAUGAAUUGAAGAUUUUUAUAUCUUUUAUAUUGGAUUUUGAAUUUGAAUU